Molecule: messenger RNA, 1887 nt
Organism: Guillardia theta CCMP2712
Lineage: Eukaryota; Cryptophyceae; Pyrenomonadales; Geminigeraceae
Exons: 2
Source: RefSeq, a predicted model, not a curated record
GCAACCAGUAGCGCGAUGGUUGUGUUGGUGCGUCCCCUCCUCCCCUCGCCGCUCCUCGCUAGUCCCUCCCUCUCCUGAGCUCUGCCGCCUGCUGACCCCCAGCCGCCGCUCUUGCCUGUGCGAUGUGCACAAGGUCUCGGUAGAGGUGGUGUAUCAGCUCUCGCGCGCGCGAUCCGGGUGAGUCUGUACAAGCGUCAGAGGGAGGAAGGAGAUGAAGAGCGAGGGCUAGCUUCUCUUGGUCGCAGGAGAGAUGAAGCUCUCUGUCAUCUUGCUGCAUGCCGUGAUCGGCUCGCUUCUUCCGUUGCAUGCGUCCUCGCAGUGUGAGCGGCUGCUGGAGCAAGGCUUCGGCGGGGGAAGCUUCAUCCAUGGGAGCAUAUCAUGGCGGCGGGUGUCGAUGAACACGGUGGAGUUUGAGGUGAUAAGCACGUGGCGGCGGAAGUUCGCGUGGCCUUGCAACCAGCAAGGCUUCAGCGGGAGGGACGGUUGGCCAGCGCCAGGGGACCGAGUGCUGACAGCAGGGCUGGGGUACAAGGAGGAUCAGAGUCAAGGGGAGACGGUGGGGAUCAGCUUCGAGACAGGAGACGGGGCGAGGUAUCCUUUCUGGAUGAGGGUGGACUCAAUCUCAGUAGAGGAAGACUGGAUGAUGGGCACGUUUCGAAUGAAUCAUACCUACCAAAGGGGCUAUGAAUCAUUCCAUGGACAGCGAGGCUGGCAGGGUGCUGCCGGUACAACUACUCCGGAAGCUUCGCGAUAGAGUCGCAGGUCGACCUCUCCAGCUUCAACGCCUCGUUUCGGAUCGUGACCAUGCCCGUCGUGUUUGCUCCGGUCGAGGCGAGCACGCGAGCGUCUACGAUAUGCUUCAUACCUCGGUCGGGGAUGGUGUCGAGGAGCGGGGGGACCGUGGGCUAUCCGCUGGACGACUACGUGUAUCAGAACGCGUCCUGGUCGCUGGUGGGAUCGUACGCAGGUCAGGUCGGCUUGCUGUACAACAGGUCGGCGAUGGGGGAGUACUGCGUGGGACUGGAGGUGCAGCCAGGUACCGGGAUGGCAGUGACGGUGAUGCUGAGCGUGGGGAACCUCAACUCGACAUGCGAGCUUCAGGUCAGGGCGGCGAGCGCGAGCAGCCGCUUGCCGUCCAACACGACGCUGAGGUGUUGGAGCGAGGAGUGCGCGUCGCACAUGGAGGUGUUUUUCGGGUACGACUUUCCCCGGCUGUACCCCGGGGAGAUCGCGAGGGCGAUGGCGGACAUGUAUGCAGAGAACAAGGACGGGAGGCCUCUGGAGGUGCGGUACAGGUUUGCCAGCAAGGAGCUGGCGAGCGCGGUGGUGUCGUCGGACAGCAGGGCGGUAGAGAGCUUUUACAGCUGGAACCUGUCAGAGGCUGGGCUGCACUCGAGCUUCACGCUGAACCACUUCAGCACGCCUGAGGACACGUACGUGACGGACAUACACGUGCUCUACUCGCAAGCAGUCGACCAGGCCCAGCUGCCUCUGUACGGCAGCUUGUCGUCUGCAUCACCGACGCCGGGAGAGUACACUGUGAACGUGACGUCGGUGUUCACGACGUUCCCGGCGAACGUGCUGGUGCUCUCACCCGACCCGAGCAGUCAGAGCUCUCAUGGCUGGUCCUUCAUGUACUCCAAGACGCUACUCCGCCUGACCAAGCUGAGCAUGUCGACGGACGCGUACGAGCUGCGAGCUAUCACAGACAUACGACUGGUGAACAGCAGCAAGGAGGCAGAGCCUUUGCUGCGAGAGGGCUACGUGAUGCUGGGGGAGAACCUGCUGGGGCCGGGGUCAGUCGGAGAGAUCUACUUGCUGUACAAGCGGGGCACGGACCCGCCAAUCAUCAAUGUCUCGAUCAGCAACAUCAGCGGAUACAGCGCG